Molecule: messenger RNA, 1488 nt
Organism: Lentinula edodes (shiitake mushroom)
Lineage: Eukaryota; Fungi; Basidiomycota; Agaricomycetes; Agaricales; Omphalotaceae
Product: cytochrome P450
Exons: 10
Coding region: 1-1488 (495 amino acids)
Molecular function (GO): monooxygenase activity; heme binding; iron ion binding
Source: RefSeq, a predicted model, not a curated record
AUGCUCAAUCUCUGGGUUCUACUUGCCGCCGCUAUAGGCUACGUCGCUUUCAAUCUGCUCUCCAGUCGGAAAUCCUAUCCCCCUGGUCCUCAGCCAAAGCCUAUCGUAGGAAACGACGUCCCUAACUCAGAAAUAUGGGCUGUCCUUGGCAAAUGGGCUAAGAAAUACGGAGACAUCAUUCACUUCCGCAUUUUCAGUCGGCAUUUCAUUGUCUUGAGCAGCCUUGAAUCCACUCUUGACUUGUACGAAAAGCGUUCAAAGACGUAUGCUGGCCGUCCAACUUCCGCUAUGUCGGACUUGGUGCGCAACGGCUCUGUCUUGUUCUCACAGCCUGGAAACCGUCUUGAGAUCUACCGACGUCUACUGCGAGCCUGGCUCAACCCGGACAUUGCCAAGAAGCAUUUCCACAUCCAGCGGGAAGAAACUAACAACUUCCUCAAGAAAGUAGUUGGCUCUAAGGACACCAUGAGUAUAAUGGCAAGACGAUACGCUGGAUCCAUUGCGAUUCGGCUUGCUUAUGGCGACAUACCUGGAGACAAAAAGGAAGAGUUCGCACAAAUAGCUGAUGAGCUCCUCCAAGUGCAGAAUCAGGGUGGCCAGCCCGGUCGUUGGCUUGUGAACUCAUUCCCUAUUUUGCGAUUCGUUCCUGCUUGGUUCCCAGGAGCGUACUUCAAAAAAUGGGCGUCUGAGACCCACAUCAAGACGAAUGAGCUUAUUAAGACACCUAUCCAAAUGAUCCGCCAGCAGAUGUCUACGGGAGAAGCUGUACCCUCCUUUGCGACCCAUUUCCUUGAAAACACUGAAGGGCUUAUUCCUCAUCGUGCCGAUCGAGAUGAUAUUGUAGCUUGCGCCGCUAACAGCUUCUAUGCAGCGGGGACGGAAACCACCUCAGGCUUUGUUGCACUCUGUUUCCUUCUGCUUUCUUUGCAUCCGGAAGUUUUGCGCAAAGGUCAAGCAGAAAUCGAUGCGGUCGUCGGCACUGAGGCCCUUCCCAGUAUCGAGCACCGGACUGAACUUCCGUACAUUGAAUCUGUCCUAAAGGAAGUUCAUCGUUUCCAUCCCGCUGCUCCUCUCUUGUUCCACGCCACUACUGAGGAUGACAACUACAAAGGAUAUUUCAUCCCCAAGGGCUGCACAGUUUAUGCUAACAUUUGGCUUAUGCUGCGCGAUCCGGCUCAUUAUGCUGAACCCGAGCUGUUCAAUCCCGACCGCUUUAUGGUUGAAUCUCCUCCCCCAGACCCUCGUAAACUAACUUUCGGACUCGGCCGCAGGAAUUGCCCCGGUCAACACGUUGGAGACGUUUCUCUCUGGCUCACCCUUGCCCGAACUAUCGCCACUUGCAAUAUUAAGUCGUGCACUAUGGUCGACGGCAAGCAUAUCGAUAAGCUAAACAUUCCGUUCAUGCAAGGACUAGCCUCUGCUCCCGAACCGUUUUACUGCGAUGUUGAGUACCGGUCGCAAGCAUACAGGGAAAUGUUGGAUCAUUGA